GUCAUAAAGAUGAGCAUUACUGUGGCCAGUGGCAAAACAUGGGGGUGGUCCAUGUAAGUUCAAAUGCAUCUCACCUUGUCACCAACCUUACCCUAGACAACCAGGCUGGAAGCAGCAAGGAUGUCACUCCAAAACACCCCAUGGCAAAAGACCUGCCUUCACAACCUUUGCCUCCUCUGAAUACUGCUGCCACUGGUUCAACAGUGCCAGCCUCCCCCACACAAUCUCCUUCAGACACUGUCCCUGUCCCUGUCCCCCAUCAGCAACAACACCCCAUUCCCAUACCUGCGAAUCACAUGGAGGAGAUCAAAACCAGCACAAGGUCAAGAAUGCAAUGCAUGGUGCUAACGUUAAAUGGGAUGCCCUCCAAUGAUGAGAACAUUCAAAUGGCGCACAAUGCAAUAUUGCAAGCCAUGCAGAUCUUUCCCCACCAGGCAAUUACUAUCUCCCCGGAGAGGAGACGUUCAUCAGUUCACUCACAAAAAUCACUAACACCAUCUGCUCUUCAUUCAAACAUGUCGCACAUGUUGUCAUGCAACACAAAUACAAUCUUGAGCUUGAUAUUCAUGACCCAUCAUUGGAAAUCACGCACAAGCUACAAGUGGUGCCUAUGCUCCUCUCAAACCUCUAAUAUACUUGAUGGUAAUUUACAAUCCAUUGUUGUGCUCGAGCACGAGGUGCUUGUUUCAGUCGUGAUGGAGGUCUUAUGGACCAAGGGCUUUUAUGAAGACAUCGACUUCAAAGAUCCUGAAGCUCUCAACAGCAUUAUUGCUCUUGGUGGCACAAUAAUUUGGUCAGCAAUCAAGGAGUAUGAGACUGGCAUGUUCAAACAUGUUGAUUUUUCUACAGCAAAGUCAAAGGACAUUUAUCACAACAUCCUCACACACAUUCACAACAAAAUUGACCCUUACCCCAAGCUCACAGCACAUUUCAAGGCACUUAAGACGAGGAUGAGUGUAUGCAGAAAGGAGAGGUUAGGGCUGUGA
This is a messenger RNA of Suillus subaureus, 986 nucleotides long. RefSeq lists its product as uncharacterized. The transcript has 2 exons. NCBI's taxonomy places the organism in Eukaryota, Fungi, Basidiomycota, Agaricomycetes, Boletales, Suillaceae. The record is from RefSeq and is a predicted model, not a curated record. Bases 39 to 986 code for a protein of 315 amino acids.